AUGUCACAUUUCACCGCGCAGGCAAUACCGUGCGAUUGGAGCGUGUCAAUUUUUAACAACAAAGUUUUAGAACGCGACACUCAGGAUUGCGCGAAAAUACGCGCGAUUGGAACGGAGCGCUCCAGUCGCUCACGAUUGAGCGUAAGUGUAAAGGUACCUAUUGGCGUUACCUGUUCCGACUGUCAGCGUAGCUUCAGAGGCCGGCAAUGCUACGACAAUCAUAUGAGCCAAGGAUCAAUUGGAAAGAGCUCGGUUUGCGAGCAGAUUCGCCGUUGCCCCGACUGCCUCAAGGUGAUAUGCAACGUCCACGUCCCCGCAGACCACCUGUGUUAUAUGCAGCCCAACACAGGGAAGCCUAAAACCGACGGCCUUCUCUUUGUCUUCUACGACUUGGAGACCCGACAAGAGAAGGCGCAAGAAGAUGGUUCCCUCCUGCAUGAACCAAAUCUCUGUGUAUUCAAGCAAUGCUGCGAUACAUGCCUCAACACGCCGCAGAAAAUCUGUAGUAAAUGCGGGGUUAGACUGCAGAUUUUAAGGUGCAACGACCCCAUUUCACCAUUCCUUCACCACCUCAUAACCAUGAGGAAAAAAUUCAAGCAGGUGGUGGUUAUGGCCCACAACGGGCAGGCCUUCGACCACCAGUUCUGCCUCAACUACAUCCUGACGCAGACGGACCUCACCCCCGAACUCAUCAUGCGCGGCAUGAAAAUAAUUUCCAUGGUCGUGGGGAACGUAAAAUUCCUGGACAGUCUAAAUUAUUUCCCCAUGGCGCUGUCCAAGUUGCCCAAAGCUUUCGGCUUGGGUGAUAAUUUCAAGAAAGGCUAUUUCCCCCACCUUUUCAACACUGCUGCCAACCAAAAUUACGUGGGUCCCCUACCAGCCGCCGAAUACUAUGACCCUGAUAAUAUGAAACCGGAAGAUCGCUCCAAGUUUCUCGAGUGGCACGAGGAACAUAAAAACGACGAGUUUAACAUGCAGAGGGAUCUCGUCGAAUAUAUUUUCCGACAGCAGCUGUUGGAAACGGGAAACGUCUGCCCGUACACGGAAGCCUGUACCAUAGCCUCUGCCUGCAAUAAGGUGUAUAGGCGCAAUUUCCUACAGCCAAACACCAUUGGUAUCAUCCCCAAAGGCGGCUACAGAUGGCGUGACAAUCAAAGCAAGAUAGACAUCCAGUGGUUGGUAUGGGAGGAACACACCAGGGGCCUCAACAUUUCUCAUGCUGCCAAAGAGAAAGAAGCACGAGUCGCAGGGGUCAAAGUUGAUGGCUACAACCCUGAAACCAAACAGGUGUUUGAGUUUCACGGGUGUUACUUCCAUGGUUGCCCCAACUGCUUUAAAUAUAAUAGAGACGAGCCCCUACACGAAGACCCAUCCCAGACAUUAAACACCCGACACGAAACCACCCUUGCAAAGAUACAAAGACUUCGAGACCUUGGUUACGAGGUCGUUGAGAUGUGGGAGUUUACGCUGACACCGCUAAACCCCAGAGACGCAUUUUACGGAGGACGUACAGGUAAUACUUUCGAGUAUUACAAGUGCGGCCCAGGGGAGAAAAUCAAAUACGUCGACGUCUGCUCCCUUUACCCCUGGGUCUGCAAAUACGGCAAGUUCCCCGUAGGACACCCCAAGGUGUAUGUGGGUGAGGAAUGCCCUACAGAUCUUCGCAAUGUAAACGGGGUUGUUAAAUGCAAGAUCCUCCCGCCCCAGAAUCUCUACCACCCUGUGCUCCCAGCCAAGAUGAACAACAAGCUCAUGUUUGUUCUCUGUCGCACCUGCGGAGAACAAAUGAAUAAAGGCGAGUGCCAGCAUAGCGACGAAGAGCGAGCUCUUACAGGUGUAUGGGUGGUAGAUGAAGUUCGAAAGGCCGUUGAAAAAGGGUAUCGUCUGCUGAAGAUCUACGAGAUCUGGAGCUACGACGUUCAGCAGUACGAUAAGACUACAAAGACCGGAGGAUUGUUCACGGGGAUGAUGAACAAGUUUAUCUCCGUGAAACAGCAGGCGUCCGGGUGGCCCGCACACUGCUCUAGCCAGUCUGACAGGGAGCGUUAUAUUGAGCAGUUCCUCGAGAGGGAAGACGUCAAGCUGGAGUUUGCGGAGAUCGUGGAGAACCCCGGGCUACGGUCUCUCGCAAAACUCAUCUUGAACAGCUUUUGGGGGAAACUUGGACAGAGGGAGAACCAGCCCAAAACAUCCAUCGUGAGAAACCCCGCGGAAUUCUUCAGCAUGCUCACCAACCCCAGCAUCUACGUUAAUUCAGCGCUCCCGAUCAACGAAGACACUCUCGUCGUCAAUUGGGAGCACAAGGAGGAGGCCUACGACCCGCUCACUACUGUAAAUGUCGUCAUCGCAGCGUACGUCACGACUCAAGCCCGUCUAAAGCUGUAUAGUUACCUAGAACAGCUGGGCGACCGAGUGCUGUAUUACGAUACGGACUCUGUCAUUUACGUCUCCCGAGACGGAGGGUACGACGUACCCACAGGAGAGUUCCUAGGCGAUAUGACAGACGAGUUGGAAGGGUACAGAUCCGGAAGUCACAUAACCGAGUUUGUCAGCGGAGGGCCCAAGAACUACGCAUACAAGGUCUUCUCCACCAGAGAUAACGAGGAGAAGGUCGUGUGUAAAGUUAAGGGUAUAUCCCUUAAUUACACAGCCUCACGACUUGUAAAUUUCGAUAUCAUAAAAGAUAUGGUGUUUGACACUUCCAUCAGCCCCGUAUGCGUGGCCUCAAGAAACAUCUUGAGGACCAAGGAGCACGAGGUGAUAACCGUACAGCAAACCAAGCUAUAUAAACCUCUCUCCGUAAAGAGACGGUUCCUGGACGGCCACAGCUCGGUGCCCUACGGAUGGAAAAGACCUAAGCUUUAA
Molecule: messenger RNA, 2865 nt
Organism: Anoplophora glabripennis (Asian longhorned beetle)
Lineage: Eukaryota; Metazoa; Arthropoda; Insecta; Coleoptera; Cerambycidae
Exons: 4
Coding region: 1-2865 (954 amino acids)
Biological process (GO): DNA replication
Molecular function (GO): DNA binding; DNA-directed DNA polymerase activity; nucleotide binding
Source: RefSeq, a predicted model, not a curated record